Molecule: messenger RNA, 1957 nt
Organism: Solea solea (common sole)
Lineage: Eukaryota; Metazoa; Chordata; Actinopteri; Pleuronectiformes; Soleidae
Product: eukaryotic translation initiation factor 4E-1A-like
Exons: 7
Coding region: 274-924 (216 amino acids)
Biological process (GO): translational initiation
Cellular component (GO): cytoplasm; eukaryotic translation initiation factor 4F complex
Molecular function (GO): translation initiation factor activity; RNA 7-methylguanosine cap binding
Source: RefSeq, a predicted model, not a curated record
AUGUGUUGAAAGUUUCAAAUUAAUCAAAGCAACGUCAUUUAUGAUAAAUAGCAAAAUGUCGAAUAUUCACGACACUAAAAUUAAGAUGUAGGAGAAGUAAAUCUCGAGCAUUAUAACGAAUGCAGCCUUUCCAUGAUUUAUUUACAGAGGGGAAAAGACACUACACUACUUUUUAACCUGUGGUCUUUCUGCGCAUGCGCCCUACGGAGCACCAGAUGGCCCAAUCAGCUAUUUUAACUCACGCCCAAAAACAAACCGAAUGGUUCCUUGAAGAUGGCGACGGCUCUUAUGGUGUCAACUUCUCUUCCUGUCAAUCCUGAGAAGGAAAAAUGUGCAACAUCCAUUCAAAAGGUUGUGAAUCCUGAAGCAUACAUCAAGCACCCACUACAAAACAAGUGGGCUCUUUGGUUUUUCAAGAAUGAUAAAAGCAAAACAUGGCAGGCCAACCUUCGUCUCAUCUCCAAAUUUGACACGGUGGAAGACUUCUGGGCGUUAUACAACCAUAUUCAGCUAUCAAGUAACCUGAUGUCUGGCUGUGACUACUCACUGUUUAAGGACGGAAUCGAGCCCAUGUGGGAGGACGAGCAGAACCGACGAGGCGGCCGCUGGCUGAUAACGCUGUCCAAACAGCAGCGUAGAGCAGACCUGGACCGGUUCUGGUUGGAGACGCUUUUGUGUCUCGUGGGCGAAGCGUUCGACGACCACAGCGACGACGUGUGCGGUGCCGUCAUCAACGUGCGAGCCAAAGGAGAUAAAAUAGCAAUAUGGACCACAGACUUCGAGAACAAAGAGGCCAUUACGCACAUAGGGCGUGUGUAUAAGGAGAGAUUAGGUGUUCCGCAGAAGGUGAUCAUCGGAUACCAGUCACACGCCGACACGGCCACAAAGAGCGGCUCCACAACCAAGAACAAGUUUGUUGCCUGAGGAUUGUUCACCGAAUCAUCUUUUUUUUUUUUUUUUUCCCUGGCACCAAGCACAGAUUUUCUGUUUGUUUGUUUGUUUGUUUUCCACCCCACAAAUGUAAAGCACUAUUUCUGUGAAAUGUUUUGAAAUUUAAGAUAUAAAAAAUUAUUCUUUGGUUUGCCUACUCACCAUUUGACCAAAGCUUUGUUUUAUGGUGAAGAUUACAAGCAGUUAAAAUGUAGCACUAUGAUAUCUUUUGUGGUGGUGGGCUGAGUGUGUUCCGUUUUGUACUCUGGUGCGUUGAUUUAUUCCGCCUGUAGUGUAUAUAAAUAAUUUUUCAGUCAUUAAACAUUAAAGAGAAAAAACAAAGAAGAAAAACAAACAGCCAAAAAAAAAUCCUUUAGUAUUUAAAAUGUUGAAAGUGAACAUGAUUUAACUAUAGAUCCUAUUUUCAAAGAAUAAUAAUUGAAAGAAUAUUUUGGGUUGGCAGUUUAACAUAAUUAAGCCACUUUAUUGCCUCUUAAAACCUAGUUGUGAGCAAGAGGCCUCAGUUUGAACUCUUGCUUCUUGUCAGCUUAUUCAAAAUGUGAACUAAUUAAAAUUUAAAUGUUCAGGAUUUGAAUGACAAGUGGAGAAUGUUCAGAAACGUUUUUGAAUUUGAGUUCUUUGCCACACAAGUAAAGAGGACUUGCACUGAAACUGAACUACUACAAGCUUUAUAGUACAUGAAUAUUACAUCAUUUGUACCACAGUAUUUAUGAGGAUAUUUUCUAAAUGCACAUGCUAAAUACAUAUUUUAGUAACCACGCAGGUCACGUGACGUAAAGAAAGAUGUUUACUUAAGUCUGCGAGUUAACCUUUUUCUUUCAGUUCAAGUUUUGAUGAUAUUGAUGAUAAAAAAAAGAAUAAGAAUUAUUAAGUUUUCCAGAUUUUGUUAUAUAUAUGUAAUAUGACAUAAAAACAAGUACAUUUUUUUUUUGGAGAGAUUUAACCGUGCCUGCUGCGUCUUUCUGAGCAGUGAAUGUACAAAUGUGUUGAAUAAAUAUAUGCAGUG